UAGAGGGAAGUUUCCUACAUCUCCACUGUGCAGUCCAACAAAGACCUCACUGUCACCAAAGCGACUGCACGGUCUUUUCUCCACCUCCAAGCUUCCAGCAGUAGAGAUCAUGGAUAUUACCAUUCAACACCCCUGGUUCAAACGAGCUCUUGGUCCCUUAAUUCCAAGUCGUUUGUUCGACCAGUUUUUUGGAGAAGGUCUUUUUGACUACGAUCUGCUGCCUUUGUUGUCCUCUACCAUCAGCCCUUACUACAGGCAAUCUCUCUUCCGCACUGUUCUGGAGUCUGGCGUUUCUGAGGUGAGAUCUGACCGGGACAAGUUUACAAUCUUUUUGGAUGUAAAGCAUUUCUCCCCCGAAGAUUUGAGUGUGAAGGUCAUGGAUGACUUUGUGGAAAUCCAUGGCAAACACAAUGAGAGACAGGAUGACCAUGGGUACAUCUCCCGUGAAUUCCACCGCAGGUACCGCCUCCCUUCCAGUGUGGAGCAGUCGGCCAUCUCCUGUUCCCUGUCUGCCGAUGGCAUGCUGACCUUUGCUGCCCCCAAGGUCCAGUCCAACACUGACCUUAGCCACAGUGAGAGACCCAUUCCUGUAUCCCGUGAAGAGAAGCCAACCUCAGCUCCUUCUUCCUAGGCUGAACCUGCUGCUGCUGAAGCAUCCAAGCUGUCACUUCUUACGGGCCUCAUUCACAGAGCCAUUACAUAGAUAUCAGUGAAUAUCUAGAAGGGUUUCUUUUUUUUCUUUUUUUUUUCUUUUUUUUUGUUCUAAUUUUUCUUUC
Messenger RNA from Euleptes europaea (tarantolino), 776 nucleotides. It is a transcript of the gene CRYAA, whose product is annotated as crystallin alpha A. NCBI's taxonomy places the organism in Eukaryota, Metazoa, Chordata, Lepidosauria, Squamata, Sphaerodactylidae. Gene Ontology annotation, biological process: protein refolding; response to heat; lens development in camera-type eye. Bases 110 to 631 code for a protein of 173 amino acids. The record is from RefSeq and is a predicted model, not a curated record. The transcript has 3 exons. Gene Ontology annotation, molecular function: protein folding chaperone; structural constituent of eye lens.